Messenger RNA from Xiphophorus hellerii (green swordtail), 2705 nucleotides. RefSeq lists its product as uncharacterized. The record is from RefSeq and is a predicted model, not a curated record. Gene Ontology annotation, biological process: transmembrane transport. The coding region runs from base 268 to 2346 and encodes 692 amino acids. Lineage: Eukaryota; Metazoa; Chordata; Actinopteri; Cyprinodontiformes; Poeciliidae. The transcript is spliced from 15 exons.
AAAGGUGCCUAUAAAUUCAGGGGUCCUCUCCGUCCUCAGAGAAACAGUAAGCAUCCAGCAGGAAGUACUGGACUAAGGAUAUUGAGGAACUUAUCAUUUUUCUUUAAAUUGGAUUAAAAUCUUCAAGUGAGCAGUGGUAUGCUGGCUGGCUCACUUCUGAGAAAGUUUAUGGCCAGAAGCUUUUCAACGACAGAACCCUUCCCAAAGCCGUGUCACAUUCUUGAGAAAACUUGAAACUUCUCUGCAUCAUUUUGUAAAGAAAUAAAAAUGGUUGCAGUGAAACCGACCGACUUGGUGCCCUCUGCGGGCAUUAAGUUCUUUGGAGCAGGAACGGCAGCCUGCAUUGCUGACCUCAUCACCUUUCCUCUGGAUACGGCCAAAGUCAGACUACAGAUCCAGGGCGAGUCUCAAAAGGUUGAAGGAUCCGGUGUGGUGAAGUACCGGGGUGUGUUCGGAACCAUCAAAACCAUGGUGCGCACAGAAGGAGCCAGGAGUCUUUACAACGGACUGGUCGCCGGUCUCCAGAGGCAGAUGAGCUUCGCAUCUGUUCGGAUCGGCCUUUAUGACUCCAUGAAGCAAUUCUACACUCGAGGCACAGAGAGUGCUGGGAUUGUUACCCGACUCAUGGCAGGCUGCACCACAGGAGCCAUGGCUGUGGCUUUUGCACAACCAACAGAUGUGGUGAAGGUGCGUUUCCAAGCCCAGGUGCGAGUGGUUGAUGGGGAGAGGAGAUACAACAGCACCCUGGACGCCUACAAGACAAUUGCCAGAGACGAAGGAGUUCGGGGACUCUGGAGAGGCUGCAUGCCAAACAUCACCAGGAAUGCCAUUGUAAACUGUGCAGAACUGGUCACCUACGACAUGAUCAAAGAACUAAUUUUGAAGUAUGACCUAAUGACAGACAACCUGCCCUGCCACUUCACAGCUGCCUUUGGUGCUGGCUUCUGCACAACUGUAGUAGCGUCUCCAGUAGAUGUGGUUAAAACACGGUUCAUGAACUCAGGAAAUGGACAGUACACCAGCGCCAUCAACUGCGCCCUGACGAUGCUGAGAAACGAAGGACCUGCAGCCUUCUAUAAAGGAUUCAUGCCUUCUUUUCUGCGUCUUGGAUCUUGGAACAUUGUCAUGUUUGUGACAUAUGAACAAAUUAAAAGGGGUAUGACCAGAGCACAGCAGUACUGGGAGUCACCGUUUCAUUUCUGCAAGAUCUUCUAUGGAAAAACAAGGAAGCUGGUUUAUAGCUGGAACAACGUUCAGCCAAAGAGACACCUUCAGAGAAUCCUGAUCUUCUGUGUUUCUGUCGCACUGACUGUUCCAGUAAAGAUUUUUGGAUCAGAUAAUUGUCCGGUCCAUAUACAAACGCUGCCAUUGAAUUUUAGUUUUAAUCCAAAGAGAAUAAUAAAAAAAAUGGUUGGAUUUCAGCCAGCGGAUGUGCCUCCAACAGCAGCUGUUAAGUUUGUGGGUGCAGGAACUGCAGCCUGCAUUGCUGACCUGCUCACCUUUCCCCUGGAUACUGCCAAAGUGCGGCUGCAAGUCCAAGGAGAGACCAGCAUCUCUGAAGCAAUGGGGAAAGUUCCUGCAGUAAAAUAUCGGGGUGUGUUUGGUACCAUCAUCACCAUGGUGCGCACAGAGGGGCCUUUGAGUCUUUACAGCGGGCUGGUUGCAGGGCUCCAGAGACAGAUGAGCUUCGCCUCUGUCCGCAUUGGUCUCUAUGACUCUGUUAAGCAGUUCUACACUAAAGGAUCUGAUCACGUCAGCAUUGGCAGUCGUCUGCUUGCGGGAUGUACCACAGGAGGAAUGGCUGUGGCUCUGGCUCAGCCCACAGAUGUGGUGAAAGUCCGUUUUCAGGCACAGGCCAGGUCUAAUGAGUGCGCAAGGCGCUACUGUGGCACCAUUGAUGCUUACAAGACCAUUGCUAAGGAGGAAGGCAUCCGUGGUCUCUGGAAAGGCACAGGACCCAACAUUGCCCGCAAUGCCAUCGUUAACUGCACAGAGCUGGUGACAUAUGACUUCAUUAAGGAUUUCCUCCUCACCUCCACUCCCCUGUCUGACAACCUGCCUUGCCACUUCGUAUCAGCCUUUGGUGCCGGGUUAUGCACAACUGUGAUCGCUUCCCCAGUGGAUGUGGUCAAAACCAGAUACAUGAACUCCGUUCUCGGCCAGUACAGCAGCGUCCUCAACUGUGCUGCUGCCAUGAUGGCCAAAGAAGGUCUGCUUGCCUUUUAUAAGGGCUUCAUGCCAUCGUUCUUACGGCUGGGCUCCUGGAACGUGGUGAUGUUUGUCACAUACGAGCAGCUGAAGCGAGCUUUGAUGGCAGCGAAUCACAGCCGAACAGCUUUAUUAUAACCACUGAAGCUUACCUGAAGGCUGCUACUGGAAAACAGCUGCCUUCCAUUUAGCUUUCUUUCAGUGCACACUUCGGCUCAUACCUAAUGCAGUAAACCUUUUUUAAAGUUUUUGGGAGUGCCACACAUUUAGCUAAACUAGUGUGAAUAUUUCAGAUUUAGAGCUUGUUUGAUCAGAUGCUUGCUUUCAGCGCAGAGCUUUUCUGGGAAUUCAAUGUCAAAGGUGAGGAUGAGGCUUCCUCUCUGGGUCGGAUCCUGCGGCAGCGGCAUUCCCUCUCCACUCAGCACUUUUUUGUACGACUGGCUGGUUCAUCAUGGGGAAAAAAAGAAAGUGGUGCUGAUAUUAAAACAUACACUUGA